ACGGGGGGGGGUACGGGUAGCCGCCAUCUUCUCGCCAAGCCGGCCUCGCCCGCCGCGCCCGCAGCUCCGGCAGCGCACGGGUUAAGCCUGGCACCGCGCCCCGCGGGGGGGGGCUCCCACCUCCCCUCCCCUCCCCCCCGUGCCGGGCAUGCGGGGCCCGCUGGGCACAGAGGAGGAGCCGCCGCAGCUGCCCGAGGAGGAGGAAGAGGAGAUGGAGAACGACGAGGACAUGUCAGGGCUUUCUCCUUACUCCUCGAAGGGCCUGAGUAACACCCCUGUCUUUUGGUUGCCUCCCGAAGAAGAGGAUGGGGGCCUUGAAGGCCUGGAAGAGUUCUAUCCUGAGGAACCAGUAUGUGUUCCCAAGAAGAAGAAAUCCAAAAAACUCAAGGAGAACAAGACAUCUAAAGUGAAACGGAGAAAGAAAGAGGGGAGCAACGAUGAGCUGUCUGAUAACGAUGAGGAGAUGGAAGAGAAAUCUGACAGUGAGGGGAGUGAUUAUUCUCCUAAUAAAAAGAAGAAGAAAAAACUCAAAGAGAAGAAAGAGAAAAAGUCCAAGCGGAAAAAGAAGGAUGAAGAAGAUGAUGAUAAUGAAGAUGGAGGUUUAAAGGAGCCCAAGUCCUCAGGGCAGCUCAUGGAGGAGUGGGGCCUGGACGACGUGGAUUACCUGUUCUCGGAAGAGGAUUACCACACGCUGACCAACUACAAGGCCUUCAGCCAGUUUCUCAGGCCACUCAUUGCCAAGAAGAACCCCAAGAUCCCCAUGUCGAAGAUGAUGACGGUGCUGGGGGCCAAGUGGCGAGAGUUUAGCGCCAACAAUCCCUUCAAGGGGAGCUCGGCGGCAGCGGCGGCGGCGGCAGUGGCCGCUGCCGUGGAGACCGUCACCAUCGCGCCACCGCUGACCGUCAGCCCGCCUCAGCCCAUCCAGCCCAUGCCCAUCCGGAAGGCCAAGACCAAGGAGGGUAAAGGGCCUGGUGUGAGGAAGAAAAUCAAAGGCUCCAAGGAUGGAAAGAAAAAAGGCAAAGGGAAAAAAAUGGCCGGCCUCAAGUUUCGGUUUGGAGGGAUCGCUAACAAGAGGAAAAAGGGCUCCUCGAGUGAGGAAGAGGACCGGGAGGAGUCAGACUUUGACAGCGCCAGUAUUAACAGCUCUUCCAUGCGCUCGGAGUGCUCUUCAGCCUUGGGCAAGAAGGGGAAGAGGAGAAGGAAGAAGAAGAGAAUCGAAGAUGGGGAUGGCUACGAGACAGACCACCAAGACUACUGUGAGGUCUGCCAGCAAGGGGGAGAGAUCAUUUUGUGCGACACCUGCCCCCGGGCCUAUCACCUGGUGUGCCUCGAUCCGGAGAUGGAGAAAGCUCCGGAGGGCAAAUGGAGCUGCCCCCACUGUGAGAAGGAGGGCAUCCAGUGGGAACCAAAGGAUGAGGAGGAGGAGGACGAGGAGGGCGGCGAGGAGGAAGAGGACGACCAUAUGGAGUUCUGCCGCGUGUGCAAGGAUGGCGGAGAGCUUCUCUGCUGCGAUACCUGCCCUUCCUCCUACCACCUGCACUGCCUGAACCCGCCACUGCCGGAAAUCCCAAAUGGUGAAUGGCUCUGCCCGCGCUGUACAUGCCCACCCUUGAAAGGGAAAGUUCAGAGGAUUCUGCACUGGAAAUGGACAGAGCCGCCCGCCCCCUUCAUCACUGUGCUGCCCCCGCCCGAUGCUGACCCGAGCAUCCCUCUGCCCAAGCCUCUGGAAGGCAUCCCUGAGCGGGAGUUCUUUGUGAAGUGGGCUGGAUUGUCCUACUGGCAUUGUUCCUGGGUGAAGGAGCUGCAGCUGGAGCUAUACCACACGGUCAUGUAUCGGAACUACCAAAGGAAGAACGACAUGGACGAGCCGCCGCUCGACUAUGGCUCUGGAGAUGAGGAGGGCAAGAGUGAGAAGAGGAAGAACAAGGAUCCCCAUUACGCCAAGAUGGAGGAGAGGUUCUAUCGCUAUGGGAUCAAGCCCGAGUGGAUGAUGAUACAUCGGAUUCUGAAUCACAGCUUUGACAAGAAGGGGGACGUGCAUUACCUGAUCAAAUGGAAGGACCUGCCCUAUGAUCAGUGUACCUGGGAGAUCGAUGACAUUGACAUACCCUACUAUGAGAACCUGAAGCAGGGCUAUUGGAACCACAGGGAGCUAAUGUUAGGAGAAGAUUCCAGGCCGCCCAAGAGACUGAACAAGAAGGGGAAAAAACUGAAAGAUGACAAACUGGAAAAGCCUCCAGAGACUCCCUUGGUGGAUCCCACCGUCAAGUUCGACAAGCAGCCAUGGUACAUCGACGCCACAGGAGGCACCCUCCACCCUUAUCAGCUGGAGGGACUGAACUGGCUGCGGUUCUCCUGGGCCCAGGGCACAGACACCAUCCUGGCCGAUGAGAUGGGCCUGGGGAAGACCGUCCAGACCAUCGUGUACCUGUAUUCCCUCUACAAGGAGGGUCACUCUAAGGGGCCGUACUUGGUCAGUGCCCCGCUGUCCACCAUCAUCAAUUGGGAGAGGGAAUUUGAGAUGUGGGCUCCUGACUUUUACGUGGUCACCUACACCGGGGACAAGGAGAGCCGAUCGGUGAUCCGGGAGAAUGAGUUUUCCUUUGAAGACAAUGCCAUCCGGAGUGGGAAGAAGGUUUUCCGCAUGAAAAAAGAGGCACAGAUCAAGUUCCACGUGUUGCUCACGUCCUACGAACUCAUUACCAUCGACCAGGCCAUCCUGGGGUCCAUUGAGUGGGCUUGUCUGGUGGUAGAUGAGGCUCACAGGCUGAAAAACAACCAGUCCAAGUUCUUUAGGGUGUUGAAUAGCUACAAGAUCGACUACAAGCUGCUGCUUACAGGGACACCCCUACAGAACAACCUGGAGGAGCUGUUCCAUCUUCUAAACUUCCUGACUCCAGAGCGGUUCAACAAUCUGGAGGGCUUCCUGGAAGAGUUUGCUGACAUCUCCAAGGAAGAUCAAAUCAAGAAACUGCAUGACCUGCUGGGGCCCCACAUGCUGCGGCGGCUGAAGGCUGAUGUGUUUAAGAACAUGCCAGCCAAGACGGAGCUGAUCGUGAGGGUGGAGCUGAGUCAGAUGCAGAAGAAAUAUUACAAGUUCAUUCUAACCAGAAAUUUUGAAGCCUUGAACUCCAAAGGUGGUGGGAAUCAGGUAUCACUACUUAAUAUCAUGAUGGACCUGAAGAAAUGCUGCAACCAUCCCUAUCUUUUCCCUGUGGCUGCCGUGGAGGCACCGGUCUUACCCAAUGGCUCCUAUGAUGGCAGCUCCUUGGUCAAGUCUUCUGGGAAGCUCAUGCUCCUACAGAAGAUGCUGAAAAAGUUACGUGAUGAAGGGCACCGGGUUCUGAUCUUCUCGCAGAUGACCAAAAUGCUGGAUCUGCUAGAGGACUUCCUGGAAUAUGAAGGCUACAAGUACGAGCGGAUUGACGGAGGGAUCACGGGAGGUCUUCGGCAAGAAGCCAUCGACAGAUUCAAUGCUCCUGGAGCCCAGCAGUUCUGUUUCCUGCUCUCCACCCGGGCUGGGGGUUUGGGCAUCAACCUGGCCACUGCUGACACUGUGAUCAUCUACGACUCAGACUGGAAUCCCCACAACGACAUACAGGCCUUCAGCAGAGCCCACCGCAUUGGGCAGAACAAGAAAGUCAUGAUCUACCGCUUCGUCACGCGGGCCUCCGUGGAGGAGCGGAUCACUCAGGUAGCCAAACGCAAGAUGAUGCUGACGCAUCUGGUGGUACGGCCGGGCCUGGGCUCCAAAUCCGGAUCCAUGACCAAGCAGGAGCUGGACGACAUCCUGAAAUUUGGGACGGAGGAGCUCUUUAAAGAUGAUGUGGAAGGCAUGAUGCCUCAGGGUCAGCGGAUCAACGUGCCCGAGCCCGUGGCGCCUGCCCCCGAUGUCCAAGCCUCCAAAGGUGGUGGCACCUUGGCAGCUGGGGUGAAAAAAAAGCAUGGCAGCACCCCACCAGGUGACAACAAAGAUGUGGAGGACAGCAGUGUGAUUCAUUACGAUGAUGCUGCCAUCUCCAAGCUGCUGGAUCGGAACCAGGACGCCACGGAUGAUACGGAACUGCAGAACAUGAAUGAGUAUCUGAGCUCCUUCAAGGUGGCCCAAUACGUGGUCCGGGAAGAAGAUGGAGUGGAGGAGGUGGAGAGGGAGAUCAUUAAGCAGGAGGAGAACGUGGACCCCGACUACUGGGAGAAGCUCCUUCGGCACCACUACGAGCAGCAGCAAGAGGACCUGGCCCGAAACCUGGGCAAGGGCAAGAGAAUCCGGAAACAGGUCAAUUAUAAUGAUGCAUCCCAGGAGGACCAAGAAUGGCAGGAUGAGCUUUCGGACAACCAGUCGGAGUACUCCAUCGGCUCUGAGGAUGAGGAUGAGGAUUUUGAAGAGAGGCCAGAAGGUCAGAGUGGGAGGAGACAAUCUCGGAGACAGUUAAAAAGUGACCGAGACAAACCCUUACCCCCUCUGCUGGCAAGAGUCGGAGGCAACAUUGAGGUCCUAGGGUUCAAUGCCCGGCAGCGGAAGGCCUUCUUGAAUGCCAUCAUGCGCUGGGGCAUGCCCCCCCAGGAUGCCUUCAACUCUCACUGGCUAGUCCGGGACCUCCGAGGGAAAAGCGAGAAGGAGUUCAGGGCCUACGUGUCCCUCUUCAUGAGACACUUAUGUGAGCCAGGGGCCGACGGGGCAGAGACCUUUGCGGAUGGCGUCCCUCGGGAAGGGCUCUCUCGACAACAUGUGCUCACUCGGAUUGGAGUCAUGUCAUUAGUUAGGAAGAAGGUCCAGGAGUUUGAACACGUUAAUGGGAAAUACAGCACGCCUGACCUGAUUCCUGAGAGCAAGAAAUCCAAUGAGAUCGUCUCCUCAGAUCCCAACACCCCUGUCCCAGCCAGCCCAGCCCAUAUUCCUCCUGGCCCUUUGGGGCUCCCAGGUAUUCUUGUUUCAGACAAAAUGGAAGCUCAGCUGGGCUUCCUGGAUGAAAAAGAGCAAAUGGAACCGAAACCCCCCAAACCUCCUGAACUCCAGCUUCCGAGGAUGCCCUCUGACAAAGGGGAUGGAGAGGAUAAGCAGGAGAAUCUGGAGAACAAAGAGCGGUCCCGAGAGGAGAGGAGGGAGGAGAAGGAGAAGCGGGACCCCUCCCCGGAUCGGCUGCUCAAAGAAGAUGUUCUCCCCGAAAAGGAAAAAGCUCUGGAGAAGGUGGAGCUAAAUAUGAACCACGGCCGAGGGGACGACAGAGAUUUCCGGCCAGAGGACUCCAAGGUAGAAGAGAAAGAGAUGGUGGAAACUCAGCAGAAUGGUGAAAAAGAGGAAGACGAGGACGGGAAGAAGGACGACAAGAAUGGGAAAUUCAAAUUCAUGUUUAACAUCGCCGACGGGGGUUUCACAGAGCUGCACACGCUGUGGCAGAAUGAGGAGCGGGCGGCCGUCUCCUCGGGGAAGAUCUACGACAUUUGGCAUCGGCGCCACGACUACUGGCUCCUGGCGGGGAUCGUGACGCACGGCUAUGCCCGCUGGCAAGACAUCCAGAAUGACCCUCGCUACGUGAUCCUGAAUGAGCCCUUCAAGUCGGAGAUCCACAAGGGCAACUACCUGGAGAUGAAAAACAAGUUCCUGGCCCGGAGGUUCAAGCUGCUGGAGCAGGCUCUGGUAAUCGAGGAGCAGCUUAGGAGGGCCGCGUACCUCAACAUGACUCAAGACCCCAACCACCCAGCCAUGGCUUUGAACGCCCGCCUGGCGGAAGUGGAGUGCCUCGCUGAGAGCCACCAGCACCUGUCCAAGGAGUCCCUCGCUGGGAACAAGCCGGCCAACGCUGUCCUCCAUAAGGUACUGAACCAGCUGGAGGAACUUUUGAGUGACAUGAAGGCUGAUGUAACCCGCCUGCCCUCCAUGUUGUCCCGGAUCCCUCCCGUGGCUGCCCGUCUACAGAUGUCUGAACGCAGUAUCCUGAGCCGCCUGACAAACCGAGCCGGAGAUCCCACCGUCCAGCAGGGUUCUUUCGGCUCCUCCCAGAUGUACAACAACAACUUUGGGCCAAACUUCCGGGCUCCUGGACCAGGAGGGAUUGUCAACUACAGCCAGAUGCCCCUCGGCCCCUAUGUGACUGCCACGCCCACCGGGCCACCCGCCAGCCACCCAGACAGAAAAGGAGCCGACGCCCUGAAAGAUGGUGCUGCUUUGGGACGCAAGGGGAAACUCAGUGACGUCAUCUGCAUUGAAGAUUAAGUCCCCGCCCUCGAGGGCCCGAUGCCCGGAAGUGCCGCUGUGUCAUAUCAAGUGUUCUUCCAAAAAAAAAGAAAGAAAGAAAGAAAGGAAAAGGAAAAAAGGGAAAAAGGAAAAAAGAAAGAAAAAAAGAAAAACAAAUAGCGACUUAAAAAAACAAACCCAGUUCCAGAACUUCUUAGAAGGGAUUCCAUUUAUUUGUACAUCUUUUGCACUUUCUUAUUGAAGACUCGAAGAGUUUGUCUUGAUAAAAGUUGAAUGAAUUAUGAAGGAUUAUAAUGUUAA
Antechinus flavipes (yellow-footed antechinus) is the source of this 6496-nucleotide messenger RNA. RefSeq names its product chromodomain helicase DNA binding protein 5 (gene CHD5). Gene Ontology annotation, molecular function: chromatin binding; ATP-dependent chromatin remodeler activity; ATP hydrolysis activity. NCBI's taxonomy places the organism in Eukaryota, Metazoa, Chordata, Mammalia, Dasyuromorphia, Dasyuridae. The record is from RefSeq and is a predicted model, not a curated record. Gene Ontology annotation, cellular component: nucleus; chromatin; NuRD complex. Gene Ontology annotation, biological process: chromatin remodeling; negative regulation of transcription by RNA polymerase II.